This is a messenger RNA of Annulohypoxylon maeteangense, 2565 nucleotides long. Its product is annotated as choline/Carnitine O-acyltransferase. The record is from RefSeq and is a predicted model, not a curated record. The transcript has 3 exons. Gene Ontology annotation, cellular component: mitochondrion. NCBI's taxonomy places the organism in Eukaryota, Fungi, Ascomycota, Sordariomycetes, Xylariales, Hypoxylaceae. Bases 1 to 2565 code for a protein of 854 amino acids. Gene Ontology annotation, biological process: carnitine metabolic process. Gene Ontology annotation, molecular function: carnitine O-acetyltransferase activity.
AUGCCUACUCAAGUUCGUAUUUUUGCUAUGCCAAAGUCUCUUGGCGAGACACUCAGUGCUAGCACCUCAACAGCGCCUACAUCUUUUCCUACCCAAGAACAUAAGACUGAAAGACCAUCGAGCCCUGAGCUCAAAAACCGCCUCCCCAUAAUGGAGACGAUACCAGAGAGGCUCAAGGCGGGCGGAAUUACGUUUGCUAGCCAAGAUAGUUUACCUAAACUACCUAUACCAGAGCUAGAACAUACGUGCAAAAAAUAUCUAACAGCCCUGAAGCCAAUACAAGGGCAUAGAGAGCAUGCUGAGACAAAGCUUGCUGUCCAAGACUUCUUAAGGAAAGAUGGGCCUGAACUUCAAAAGAAGCUUCAGGAAUAUGCCGUCGGAAAGACAAGCUAUAUAGAACAAUUUUGGUACGACUCUUAUCUAAACUUCGAUAAUCCUGUCGUCCUUAACUUGAACCCCUUCUUUCUAUUAGAAGAUGACCCUACUCCGGCAAGAAAUAACCAAGUUACCCGCGCGGCAUCUCUUGUUGCAUCGGCCCUAGAAUUUGUUCGUGCAGUGCGCCGAGAAGAAUUACCCCCUGACACAGUGAAGGGCACACCUUUAGAUAUGUACCAAUACUCUCGUCUCUUUGGCACGGCUCGAGUACCAACAGAGAAUGGUUGCCAAAUUGAACAGGAUCCCGAGUCUAAACAUAUGGUCGUGUUAUGCCACGGUCAAUUUUAUUGGUUUGAUGUCCUCGAUGAUAACUCUGACCUUAUCAUGAGCGAAAAAGAUAUAUCUAUAAAUCUCCAGACAAUAAUAGACGAUGCGGCUCAGACGCCAAUCCAGGAAGCCGCCAAGGGUGCCUUUGGUAUUCUCAGUACAGAAAACCGCAAGAUCUGGUCGGGUCUGAGAGAUGUCCUUACUAAGGAGGAGGGAUCAAAUAACGCCGACUGUCUCGGAAUCGUUGACUCGGCUUUAUUCGUACUGUGUCUCGACUAUACAGAACCGGCAACAUCAGCUGCACUAUGUCAAAAUAUGCUUUGCGGCACGAAUGAUGUGGUGAAGGGAGUACAAAUUGGUACUUGCAUCAAUCGAUGGUACGAUAAACUUCAAAUAAUCGUCUGCAAGAACGGAAGCGCGGGCAUCAAUUUCGAGCAUACUGGCGUUGAUGGUCACACUGUACUCCGAUUCGCUAGUGAUCUUUAUACGGAUACCAUAUUACGUUUCGCAAGAACCAUCAAUGGCCAAGCCCCAAGUCUAUGGAAGACGGCGAGUCCGGAUCCGUCAAAACGCGAUCCUGAAAGUUUUGGGGAUGUGACUACAACUCCCCACAAGUUAGAGUGGGAUAUAUCACCCGAGCUUAACAUUGCCAUACGAUUCGCUGAAACCAGGCUUGCUGAUCUCAUCAGCCAGAAUGAGUUCGAGUGCUUGGAUUUCAGCGGCUAUGGAAAGAACUAUAUUACUUCCGCGGGAUUUUCACCAGAUGCAUUUGUGCAGAUGGCUUUUCAAGCAGCUUACUAUGGAUUAUACGGGCGAGUUGAAUGUACUUACGAACCGGCCAUGACGAAGACAUUCCUCCACGGUAGAACCGAGGCCGUACGGACCGUAUCAGAGGAAUCGGUCAAUUUCGUUCAGUCGUUCUGGGCGGAUAACCCUGCGGAGGCUAAAGCAGAUGCCCUCCGCAAGGCGUGUCAACAACACGUCAACGUCACAAAGGAAUGCUCCAAAGGGAGAGGCUGCGACAGGCACCUCUACGCGCUGUUCUGCGUGUGGCAAAGGUAUCUGGAUGAAGAGAGCAACCGCUCACCUAGCAGCGUGGGAUAUUCAAGCCCGGUCGAGAAUGGCUCAAAUGGCUACACUUCGGACCAAGGUUCCCCUGUUGGUAGCCCUACCAGGGAAUCGGUGUCAUUGAACGAGGGACGAUCGCGUCAGCGCGGUGACAGCACAAAUUCGCGAUGCUACGACAACCAAGUCCCCGCCAUAUUUGCGGAUAAUGGGUGGGAUAAGCUGAACCACACUAUCCUUUCAACAUCCAACUGCGGAAACCCCUCUCUCCGCCAGUUUGGCUUCGGUCCGACAUCGGGCGGCGGUUUCGGGAUAGGAUACAUUAUCAAGGACGAAGGCAUCAAUAUCUGUGUUAGCAGCAAGCACAGACAGACGAAGCGCUUCGUGGACACACUCGAGAGCUAUCUUUUAGAAAUCCGGAGGAUCUUGCGCAUCACGAACCGGAAGACGACGAGCUCGAGGCAGACAAGGGCGAGAGAGAUCGACCCGGAACGUCCGAGGAUGAACCAUCAUAGAGCCAAGACGCGGGGUCGCAUGAUCACUGGUACCGACAGCUUAAGGGCGAUGGCGGCGAGAUCGAGCACGGGGACAAGGAGUCCGACGGAUGAGAGUUUGAUGAUGAGUGAGGAUGACGAAUUGGGCGGUUACGGCUUCUUCGACGCAGGAAUGCUGCUCCAAGCCCUAAAAGCACGAGGCGAAGCGCUCGACCAGCAGAAUGAAUCGAAGGCGUUAGAGAGAGCCGCGGCGAACGCGAGGAGGCGGGAGAUCGGAAAGAAAUUGAGAUUGGUGGAAUAUUGA